Messenger RNA from Trematosphaeria pertusa, 1767 nucleotides. RefSeq lists its product as uncharacterized. The transcript has 3 exons. NCBI's taxonomy places the organism in Eukaryota, Fungi, Ascomycota, Dothideomycetes, Pleosporales, Trematosphaeriaceae. The coding region runs from base 1 to 1767 and encodes 588 amino acids. The record is from RefSeq and is a predicted model, not a curated record.
AUGGUAUCCGUAUACUAUCCCUCUCGCUGGGAGUCCGAGCGGAAGGCGAAACGCACGCAAAUCUCGACCGUCAUCGACGAGUUGGGCUUGCAACCGAAUGCGCAAACGCCAGCGCGUGGCGUUCAGAAAUUCGACAACAGGUAUGUAACCGCGUUAGCUGCCGCUGUCACUGCCAUUGCCAAGGGUUUGAAAGGUUUGGACGAGAAAGAGCUUGUGGACGCGGCGAGGAGCGGGAAAUACGUCGCGGAGGAGAUCGAGGGGUUGUUAGAGCAGUAUGGGGAGGAUAUUUGGGGAAGGAAUGCGGAGAGGGCCCAUUUGAAGAAGGAUUUGGUGUUUGAGCGGGAGAGCGAUCGCAAACUGCUGAAGGAGCGCCUUCAUGAUUGGAUCUUCCUGAAGGCGUUCAAUAAAUGGAGGAACAGUAAGCAAUACGCGAAUAGGAAGGCACAGCUGGCGGAGGAGAGCAUGAACCAAGAGCAAGAAGCAGAGAGCAGCGACGAAGAGGAGCUUGAUGCCGGAGCAGAAGCCCCGAUCCCAUCGACAAACAACCCUAACGACAACAAGCACACCUCAAGCACGCCUACUCGCCUGUAUCACCCAUAUUUUCCCAUCACAGAACCCUGGUCAGAGCAGCAAUGGUCUUCCUUCCGCGCCCGACCGAAAGUAAACCUGCACACCAUCCUCACGUCACUCGGCCUCAUCCCGCGCAGCGUAAAUAUUGCCAAGGCCUACAUCCCACGUUGCUUCGAGAACGACCCUACGCUCGUCGCCUUCUCCGACGAGCUCACCACAAUCGCGAAGCGCGUACAGAUGAGCCUGGAUGCGAAGGAUGUCGCCAAAGCGGCUGCGAAUCCGAACUACCUCGACGCUGAAAUCGAUGAACUGCUGUACAAUUUCGGACCAGAUCUUUGGGGCCAGCAUCUCGAGGUCAAAGAGGACCGGAACCGCUUGGAGUAUGAGAAUGAUGAGCAGAGGCAGAUCAUUUGGCUUCAUAUUCAUCAGUGGAUCUUCAUGAAGGUGUACAAUAGUGUCCGGUAUGUGGACUGGGUAUCGAACGGGAAGAAGCGGAAGCCGCGCUCGCGGAGCCGCGAUAGCUCAGAGAGGUCCAAGAAGGCGAAGACGGACACGGGAGCGAAGAGCAAAAAGAACAUUACCGAUGCUCAGGACGAAGCGGACAACAGCGACUGGGAGACCAUCACAGAUGCGGAUGAGAACGAAGGUCUGGAAGUCGACGAGGACACCGCGAUACACGGACGAAACAAGCUCGCCGACCUGCUGCGCAAGUACUUCCUCGAUUCCAACCGUAACGACGACGCUUUCGGCGAAACCGCCCUGCUCAACGAGCUCGAGCACGAAUGCGCCGCCAACUCCGACGUCUUUACCUCCGCACUCCCGCCCAGCGACAAACCGCUCCUCGCCACCUUCUCGUCCAUCCUCGCCGCCUGGAUCGACUGGCGUCGCACCGUCGUCCGCAUUAAGGCCUAUCUACCCUCUCUGCCGCCGAACCCAGCCAUCGCCAAUAAGCAGCGCGCUAUCCUCGCCAGCACGAUUCGAGAGAAGAGAGAGGCUUUCCAGCGUAUGAAGGUGGAUAUUGCGGGAUUGAAGAUGGGGCCGGAGGAUGCGCUGUGUGUGGGGUGUAUCAAGAUCAUGGGGCUGAAGGGGACCACGAAGGAAGGUAAGGAGAUUCUGAGAGUGUUCAGGGACAGGCUAGCGGGGUUCGCUGCGGAGGUUGGGGAUUUGGAGGGCGAUGAGCUGACGGUGGGGGAGUAG